CUUCCACAGCUGUCAUUGUAUUCCCUUCUGGUAUUCGUUCUUUCUCCGAUGGUUCUCCGGAUCAGUUCUCCUACUAACACUGUUCAGAAAUGUUAUCGUGGCGAACGUUACCUGUUAUUAAGACGCGUUCCUAUAUUCAUGAAAUUUUAUUUCAUGUAUUUUUUAUGCAAUUAAUUUUUAUACAAUAUCUUCUAUCAGAAUCGCUAAUGUGUUGGGAGUGACAAAAUUGAAAAUUAAAGUUUUGUGUAUGUGUGUGUAACUAACUAGAAAUUACCUCCAUAGUUCCUUAUAUUUGUGUCGAAAGCAUUGAAAUUGAAUUGUGUUUUUGUCAAACGAUUUAUUUAAGUUUCCAAAUCAACUAUUAAAAUUAUUUUUAAUCAUAAAUAAAUUAACAAACAAUUGUUACGACAAUGCUUAGUUUAUCAUCUAAGCUUUUGUGACAGAAUGUUUUUCAUCUUGAGAAAAUUGGAUAAUUUUUCUCAUAUUUUAAUAUUGUGGAUUAAACAAGGUGCCUAUUAUAAUUGUGUGUUCAACUAAAAUUGUGAAAAGUAAAUUUUAUCCAUGCACAGGAAAUAUGGAAAAAUAACCGAGACGUUCUAUAAGAAUGGAUCGAAUAGUGAGUAAGAAAUUAUCCUUAAACUCUUUGACGACCGCACCUGCCAUAUUGAAACGGUAAUACUUCGUCGUUGCAGUCUAAGGGGUUUUCUACAAUGAAAGUUUCACUUAAUACAAUGCUAAAUAUUUUGUUUUCUAAGGUGCUAUGAAUGCAAUGGGAGACGUUUCGGCAAAGCCUGUUGAGGAUGAAAUUUCUAGUUCAUUAUCUAAUAGUUCCUCUGGAAAAGAUUUUGGUCAAAGAACCCUAAAAUCUCUCAAAAAUGGUUUGGGUAAAUUAUGGAGGAGACAUCGUGGAAAUGCAUUAAUUACGGAAUAUGAUCCUUGUUAUAAAGUCGCUUAUUUGGGCAAUGUAUUGACGGGAUGGGCCAAAGGGGAAGGUUGUGUAGAAAAACCGGUUUCUACAUUGUGGCGUAAUUAUGUGAGUAACAGUAGACCUGACGUUUUGAUGAGAUUGACGGUAACAAAUGGUGGUUUGACAGCCACAACCAAAGAUCAUGGACUAACAGAAUAUUGGGCCCAUAGAGUUACUUAUUGCACAGCGCCAGAUUUUUAUCCUCGUCUGUUUGUAUGGGUUUACCGCCAUGAAGGGCGCAGAUUAAGACCUGAAUUAAGAUGUCAUGCUGUCUUAUGUUCAAAGGAAUCAACUGCUCGAAGGUUAGCAUCGACUUUAAACUCCAGAUUACACCAAGCACUUCUUGAAUUUCGAAGAGAUAAGGUCUCUAGACAAAAUGCAAGAUUAUCUCUGGCAAAUGCAGUUUACGAAAAUCCAUCUUUGCCACGAAGAAAAAUUCUUUUAAGCACUGGAGGUCAAAAUUAUCGACCGCCUAUGGAAAGAUCAAAAAGUGCUCCAAAAUUGUUUUCUAUUGAGGAGGAUACAAUUGCUGAGGAAAUAGAACAAAAACGCUUAAUAGAAGAGCUAAGAUCUUUACAAAAUGUGGCCCAAACCUGGAAAGACCAAGAAGGAUGGCGGUUGUCAAAAAUUUUAGACGUUCUGAACAAAGGGUCCUCUGAUGAAAACGUCAGUAUAUCGAGUGGUUGUGAAACUUCAAGUACUACUAAUAGUGAUGAAAGAGCUUACAGUUUAGAAGACUCUCAUAUCCCAAAUGAAAAUGAAUUGAAGAAUAAAAGGAAUGGUUUCUUAGGUAACGAUAUACUUCGAAGAAACUCUGAAGGUUCUCAAAAUUUUAUAACAUGUUCUGACAGUCCAUCUCUUCAUAGUGAAUCCGAAAAUAGAAAAAGCUUUUUCUCCAGAAGUGAGGGAGAAGAAUCAACAGAAGAAGAAGAAGACGAAGAAGAAGAAAUUGAACGGCAAAAUUCUCAUCUCUUUGAAUUUGAGGAUGUUGAAGAUUUUGAUGAGAUAGUCGAUUAUAGGCCUCGAGGAGAAAGCUCUAGACCUUUAAAAAAUUUGCAAAAAUCUAAACUUAGUAAAGAAAAAUUCCCUGAAAGUAUAUAUAAAGAUAUUCGUGAUAGAGAAGAUAUGUUCUUUAUUUUAGACGCUUUAGAUGAAGAAGUUGAUAGUGAUGAAAGUGGUUAUGUUGAAGCUCCACCAAAAAUUAAAUAAUGAAAGUCGAUGCAGAAAGUAAUAUUACUGGUUAACGAUAUGUUGCCACAAAAGUAAACACUGGUGAGUUAAUGUUAAAUUUGUUUAUCUCCCAGUGAGAAAUAUAAGGUGUAAUAGACGUUUUUUUAAAUAGAAUGUUGAAAAGUGAUCUACAUUUAGAUUUGGUUUAGAAUUUUCAGACGUAGACAUGAAAGUAAAUAUAUUUUUAUGACGUAUAAAAUUGUUAAAGUAGCAAUCUACAACUAAUAAAAGAGACAUAUUUUUCAAAACUAAUUAUAAAAAUUUUGUUUUAUUUCUUUUUCUCUUAGUGAAAUUUAAUAUACGUUUUCUAAAUUUUAAUGUUUUGGAACUUUCUUUAAGUUAACAAAGUAGAGGAAACUGCAAAUUUCGAUAAAAGAUAAAGCUAUCAUUUGAGAUAUAUUUAAGUUGCUUAUCACGUCACAUUAUUAUUUUAAAUUGCUCCGAGAAGUUAGAAAAUUGGGAUUUUUUGACAUUUUAAUUCUGUUUUUCUCAAAACUGAGAUGUGAUGGAAGAGUUUCAUUUACCGAUUUAUAAUGUAUAGGGAAAAUCCUCUUAUAAUUACUAGCGUUUACUUUUGUGUCAAGAAAAAACUUAAUUUUGUUAUCCAGUGUUUUAUACAAAAAUCAUAGCAUUAAGAAAUAAACCUACAGAAUUUUCUAACAGAAACGGAUAUUUCAGGAUAUCCUAUGGAUAUCUUGGGAAUACCAUUUGGUUUGGGCAAAUUAGGAUGUCCUCAGAUAAAUGAAUAUCCUUAAGACAUUCUGAGUAUCCGGAUGCUGUUAGGUUUAUCAGUAUGGUCACAUCAUAUCAUGCAUGCAAGUAUAACUAACAUUUUUAGAAUUUUACUUAAAAAAAUUCAUAUUUUUAAUUUUCAUUGAGUUGUGAAUGGCGAAAUGCUUCUACAUUCACAGUGACUGCAUGAAAUGGUGUGACCGUACCCUAAUUCGGCUUUACAGAUCUGUAGUACUCAAAAAAAGUUAACACGUAGUUUUUUAGAUGUCAUGGUACACUUUCAAGGGCGGAAACUAUCUGUGAAAGCCCAUGGACAAUCAAUUAGGGUAUCAAAAAAAUAAGUGCAGGGAUGAAAACUUGGUUGAAACAUACAUGAAAAUGUUCUAUCCAAUAGUUUACACAAUUAUUGUUUUGGUCAUAGAUAGAAAUAGAUACUCUUCAUACAAUUGUUUAUUUAUUAUUGGUAGGGUUACGGAAAACAAUGUCAUAAUUAUCUGUAAAUAAAAUAACCUGUUUUUUCUCCAUA
This is a messenger RNA of Leptopilina boulardi, 3455 nucleotides long. RefSeq lists its product as uncharacterized. Bases 761 to 2176 code for a protein of 471 amino acids. NCBI's taxonomy places the organism in Eukaryota, Metazoa, Arthropoda, Insecta, Hymenoptera, Figitidae. The transcript is spliced from 4 exons. The record is from RefSeq and is a predicted model, not a curated record.